Molecule: messenger RNA, 282 nt
Organism: Parnassius apollo (apollo)
Lineage: Eukaryota; Metazoa; Arthropoda; Insecta; Lepidoptera; Papilionidae
Source: the annotation of a GenBank genome assembly
AUGAUCAGAAAAGUUCUAGCAGCAUUGGACCAAUCUGACUUUCAAAUUGAUGACAUUUGUAAAUGGUGCGAAGCGCGUGCGGGUACUGUCGUCCGGUUUUUAGAUAUGGUGGAUUUGGCUCUGGAAGUGCAGGGAGUUUUAAAGAAGGCGCAGAAAACGACCUCAAAAAUGGCUAAAAGACGUCUACUGCAAAGACUUCAAUGCUACCAGAGCAAGUGUAUGGAAAUGAGAAAGGCGACGCAGCUGAGUAACACUGAAGUGCUCGUUAUAGAUGCCCUAGAU